Molecule: messenger RNA, 2037 nt
Organism: Cloeon dipterum
Lineage: Eukaryota; Metazoa; Arthropoda; Insecta; Ephemeroptera; Baetidae
Product: DNA repair protein RAD51 homolog 4-like
Exons: 5
Coding region: 337-1233 (298 amino acids)
Biological process (GO): reciprocal meiotic recombination; DNA strand invasion; double-strand break repair via homologous recombination
Cellular component (GO): replication fork; centrosome; Rad51B-Rad51C-Rad51D-XRCC2 complex
Molecular function (GO): four-way junction DNA binding; ATP-dependent DNA damage sensor activity; ATP binding
Source: RefSeq, a predicted model, not a curated record
AUGCCACGCCCAUUGAGUUCAAAACAAAAACACACGUGCGUAGAUCGCUGGAGAGCGUUUCUCUUGUGCUCUUUCUUGUUUGUGAGAGAUAAUCUGUCAUAAAGGGCAGAAAAACUGUCGCAAAAGUUUCAUUUGGAAUGUUUUGACAAAUUUUCUGUUUCGCUUCGCUUUCGCUGGCCUUCGACUUGAGCACAACAACAUGAAGCACCACGAAGUGGAGUUCACAUGGCAGCAGGCACAAAGCUUGAAUCCCAGUAGCAACGGGCACGGCAUUCUGGUCGCACACCUUCUCAGGGCUUCGGUUUGAGUUGAGUAGCGAACCACAGACCAAAUAAAAUGGCCCUACGCGAUCUGACCGACAUCUUCAAGCAGGAUGACUUGAUUCGCCACCUAGGAAAAAAGAAGAUUAUCACUGCCAGGGAUUUCCUUUUGGCCGAACCUUCUAGACUUGCUCCGCUCACAUACCAGGAGGCGAAGGCUCUCAAACUCAGGGUAGCCAGGGCGUGUGCACCGUUUGCCCAAAGUGGCCUGCAAACGUACAAAGAAUUCGUGACCAACUCUGCUGUUGUUCCCAGCGGCGUGCCUCAGGUGGACUUGAUUUUAUCUGGAGGGCUUAGCACAGGACAAAUUUUAGAGAUCUUUGGAUUCAGCGGAACGGGGAAGAGUGAAUUUUGCCACCGUCUCUCAGUGAACGUCUCGUUGAACCUGAGGAAACCCGUGUUGUACCUGCAUACCAAAGGGGACUUUGAUGCGCAAGCCAUUCUGAGAAUCAUGCGAGGCUCAGCACCAGUGCCACCAAGCUCUCAAGCCAUGGAAGAUGCAGCCAAAAAGAUCCAAGUGGCCCACAUCCGUAGCAUGGAGCACCUGCUUGUCGCCCUGCCAAACCUCCUGAUAAGGACAAACCCUCGAGUUGUGAUUGUCGACUCAAUGGCCGCCCUGGUGCAUCCCCUUCUCGGCGCUCAAAUGGUCACCUUGGCCAAACUGCAGACCGUUGCCAACGGGCUGAAGAGGGCGGCUGCAGACAGCCAAUUCGCCCUUCUGCUGGUGAAUCACCGCACGGAGGCGGCAGUGGACGCCACUGAGGAUGAGCUUGAGCCAAGGGCCGCCAUGGGUACUGCCUGGCAGUCGGUGCCCCAGACUAGACUCUUGUUCGCCAAAGAAGAAGACAGCUAUUCUGUCAGUUUGGUCAAGGAUGCUUACUUGCCAAAGAAGACCACAGUUGUCAAAUAUUGAGUGAAAAGUGAUUACCAUACUGCUUCCAAGGCAUUUCUUUCAGAGAAAAUUAAAAGACUGCAUGAGUAUGGAAACCUCAACUUGCCGAGCAACGCAUCUAGACCCACAGUCCGAUGUCAAUAUUGCUUUAAUUUCUGGAAUGAGCAGCUCUACAAAGUCAGGAUCAAGGCCAAGCACAGACAUUCGACGGCAUCGUUGAAAGUUCUUAGGAGGUACAAUGAAAACCCAAACCAGCUGAGGCCAAUCGAGAAGAACCUUGUCAAGAAGUUGCAGAAAACAACAAACAACAUGGUUUUGACUUGCUCAGUGUGUCAUAAGACCACCUCAUUUGAACUGCCUAGGGCUGCUCCCAAAGUGCCUGUAGUGCAAGAGCCUGAGUCGGUCAAGAAAAAGAAGAAGAAGAAAAAGAAGGACAAGCUGUGUGGCCUGAGUAUGUCUAUUUCAGGAACUGGAUCGGACUUGCUAUGCAGAACUCCACUUUCCUCAGCUGCUUCUUCGCCACUCACUAUGUCACCGUGUCCUUCUCCAACACCUGUGAAAACACCAAAAAUUCUGAUUGCUUCCACCCCCAAAGGCAAGUUCCAUCCCGCCUCUACUCCAAACAAUUCUAAAAAUAAGAGUCCUUCAGUAUUGCCUUUGAAAUCUAAAAAUAAAAAAGGCAAGCCGGAGAAAAAAUCAAACAAAAAUCUGCUAAAGCAAAAACUGAACAGAGAUGUAAAAAAUAGCCUCAGGGACUUCUUGACUUCAAUUCCAUGAACUGUAGCUCAAGUUCAAUAAAUAUAAAUCGCGUUAUUUUUAACAGAA